GGCUGGCCCGUCGGGGACCCUGGCGGUGUGCUGCGCCUCCCCUCGCUGCGCCCUCACCUGUGGAAGGUCGCCCCACAAAAGGCACCAUGCCCCAGAACGUGAUCCUCCCGGGCCCUGCGCCCUGGGGCUUCAGACUCUCGGGGGGCAUAGACUUCAACCAGCCUUUGGUCAUCACCAGGAUUACUCCCGGAAGCAAGGCGGCAGCUGCCAACCUGUGUCCUGGAGACGUGAUCCUGGCGAUUGAUGGCUUUGGCACAGAGUCCAUGACGCAUGCUGACGCACAGGACAGAAUUAAGGCAGCAGCCCAUCAGCUGUGUCUCAAAAUUGACAGGGCAGAAACACGCUUAUGGUCUCCACAGGUAUCAGAAGAUGGAAAAGCUCAUCCUUUCAAAAUCAACUUAGAAGCAGAACCACAGGACAUGAACUACUUUGAACACAAGCACAAUAUUCGGCCCAAACCUUUCAUAAUCCCAGGCCGUAGCAGUGGAUGCAGUACUCCUUCCGGUAUUGAUGGUGGCAGUGGACGUAGCACCCCUUCUUCUGUCAGUACCCUAAGUUCUAUUUGCCCUGGUGACUUGAAAGUUGCUGCUAAGAUGGCCCCUAACAUUCCCUUGGAAAUGGACCUUCCCGGUGUGAAGAUUGUUCAUGCUCAGUUUAAUACACCUAUGCAGUUGUACUCAGAUGACAAUAUUAUGGAAACCCUUCAGGGUCAGGUCUCCACAGCUCUAGGGGAAACACCUUCAAUGAGUGAACCCACAGCUUCGGUGCCCCCUCAAUCAGAUGUGUACCGGAUGCUCCAUGACAACCGAGAUGAACCUACCCAGCCGCGCCAAUCCGGCUCCUUCAGGGUUCUCCAGGAGUUAGUGAAUGACGGUGCAGAUGACCGUCCUGCUGGGACCCGAAGUGUGAGAGCUCCCGUUACCAAACCCCACGGAGGUGCUGGCAGUGCCCCGAGGAUGCCCCUCUGUGAUAAGUGCGGGAGUGGCAUUGUUGGUGCCGUGGUGAAGGCCAGAGAUAAAUACCGGCAUCCUGAGUGCUUCGUAUGUGCUGACUGCAAUCUCAACCUCAAACAGAAGGGCUACUUCUUCGUGGAGGGGGAGCUGUACUGUGAAACUCACGCAAGAGCUCGCACGAGGCCCCCAGAGGGCUACGACACAGUAACUCUGUACCCCAAAGCUUAAGUCCUUGGCACACACUCACGCAGCCCCCGCACCCAUACAUCCUUACCCCCGGCUUAGAGCAGGAGCCCCCAGACCCGAGGCCAAAGCUUUUCGACAUUAUCUUAUUGUGUAUUGAUGAGAAGAAAUGGGAGGCUUUUUAAAGCAAUAACUUUUUCUAUGUCACUGCCCACCAUUUACAGUUUUAGUACAAGCAUCCUGUGUGUAAACACCAAGACACUGGGGACUGGGAGGGUCUAGUUGUCUUACUUUGAUGGUUGAUUGGAGGGAGGGGCAAUUACAGGAAACACCAAAUAACAAUCUUGUAUUCUAACUAUUCUGCGGUGGUCUUCAUUUGUUUCAACUAUUAUGAUGCAUGUCAGAAAGAAAUUCCCAGGAUUCCUCUAGCUCCAUAUCUCAAUAUCUCAAAAUGCCAUACAUAAAGCAUUUUUUAAAUGCCUAAAUUUAGUUGAAAAAUCAACCUUUCAACCAGAGGGCCAGCUCCUCCUUUGGCAUAGCCACACUAUUUAAAGGGAACUGUCUUCUUUCAUUUUUAUAGCUCACUCUUUCUAAUGAGCCCCACACUUCUGUUGAUGGGAGGGACACUUAAUUCUGCUAAAUGAACAUAGGUCUGUCUAUUUCCAAUUAAAAGUGUAUUUUGCUCGGA
This is a messenger RNA of Dipodomys spectabilis (banner-tailed kangaroo rat), 1824 nucleotides long. It is a transcript of the gene Pdlim3, whose product is annotated as PDZ and LIM domain 3. The coding region runs from base 87 to 1181 and encodes 364 amino acids. Gene Ontology annotation, biological process: actin cytoskeleton organization; muscle structure development; heart development. The transcript is spliced from 8 exons. The record is from RefSeq and is a predicted model, not a curated record. NCBI's taxonomy places the organism in Eukaryota, Metazoa, Chordata, Mammalia, Rodentia, Heteromyidae. Gene Ontology annotation, cellular component: Z disc; filamentous actin; stress fiber. Gene Ontology annotation, molecular function: actin binding; muscle alpha-actinin binding.